AUGUUACAGUGCUCAAUGAAAAUGGUUCAUGUUGGUGUUUUGUUCAGCUUGUGUUUGUGGCAACGGUUUGGAGUGUUUGCUGGUACAGAUGCAGUGAAGUCAGUGUCAGUGAUGGAGGGAGAUUCAGUCUCUCUAAACUCUGAUCUCACUGAAAUGAUGGGUGAAGAUGUGAUUCUGUGGAGGUUUGGAGAUGAAAACACUUUAAUAGCUGAAAUCGAUGUACUGGACGACAGCAUGACUGUAUAUGAUGAUGAUCCUGAUGGGAGAUUCAGAGACAGACUGAAGCUGGAUCAUCAAACUGGAUCUCUGACCAUCACACACACCACAACUGAACACACUGGAGUUUAUCUACUAGAGAUUAUCAGAAAUCUGAGCAAGAUUUUCAAUCUCACUGUCUAUUCUCGUCUGCCUGUUCCUGUCAUCAUCAGUGACUCUUCACACUGUUCUUCAUCUUCAUCAUCAUCAAAUUGUUCAUUGGUGUGUUCAUCAGUGUUGAGCGUGUGUGAUGCGACUCUCUCCUGGUACGCAGGAAUGAGUGUAUUGUCCAGCAUCAGUGUGUGUGAUCUCAGCAUCAGUCUCUCUCUACCUCUGGAGGUGGAAUAUCAGGAUAAAAACACCUACAGCUGUGUGCUGAACAAUCCCAUCAGCAACCAGACCACACAUCUGGACAUCAACACACUCUGUCACACAUGUGCAGAAGUCCACUGCUGUGGAUCUACUGAAGCUGUGAUCCGAUUGGUCCUCUCUGCUGUGGUGGGCGUGGCUGCUGUCAUUCUUCUGGUUUAUGACAUCAGAUCCACAAGAGGAGGAGACUAAUGGAAGAUCAGUUGAAGAAUCAACAGCUGUGACCCUUA
Molecule: messenger RNA, 854 nt
Organism: Rhinichthys klamathensis goyatoka
Lineage: Eukaryota; Metazoa; Chordata; Actinopteri; Cypriniformes; Leuciscidae
Product: SLAM family member 5-like
Exons: 4
Coding region: 1-816 (271 amino acids)
Source: RefSeq, a predicted model, not a curated record